AUGACGCCAAACUCUUCGGCGCCGUCUGGCCUGUCCGCCCGGGCUCUACACCACGCGCAGGUCGCUCUGGUUGGCGCCCCGGCCUUCAUCAUCUUUGGAUAUAACCAAGUUGGCCUUGGUCCUCUAGCGACUCUUGAGAGCUGGGUUAAGACGUUUCCGCAGAUUGACACCAUCCAUGCCACCGGAGCACUGGAAUUACACAACUCCACCAGCAAGGGAGCCGUGAUCGCGUCGUUCCAAAUCGGCGCCUUGAUCGGGGCGCUCUCGUGCACAUUCAUUUCCGAUCGUAUCGGCCGCCGGAAGACGAUUUUCGUCGGGGCGAUCCUCACUAUCAUAGGGCAGAUCUUGCAGGUGGCGUCCUUUGGGCUGAUCCAGUUCGUGGUGGGCCGCAUUCUGUUGGGCAUGGGAGUUGGCCAGUUCAGUGUCGCGGUGCCGGUCUGGCAGUCAGAAUGCUCGCCUGCGAAAAACCGUGGCCAGCAUGUCAUUAUCGACGGGAUUUUCAUCUGUCUUGGAUAUGCACUGUGCAACUGGAUUGAGUUUGGCCUGAGCCAGAUCCCCGAAAGCACCACGCAAUGGCGCGUCCCUCUCGCCCUCUCUCUGUUUCCCUCGCUGGUCAUCUUGCUGUCGGUCUUCUUCCUUCCCGAAUCCCCGCGCUGGCUGGUCCAGGUGAACCGCGUCGAAGAAGCAAGCCAUAGUCUCGCGGCUCUCAAGGGCACGUCCCCCACGGAUGAGAGUGUUCGACUGGAGAUUGCCGGAAUCGAGACCAGCUUGGAAAUGACGGCGCACUCGAAAGGGUCAUUGAUGGAAAUGUUUUCGAAGGACGACCAGGAGAAGCUCUUCUACCGGUUCAGUCUGUGCAUUAUCUUGCAAUUCUUCCAGCAGAUGUGCGGCGGAAACCUCAUCUCGGUCUACGCCUCCACCAUCUUCCAGCAGAACCUGGGCAUGAGUGCCCGUCUGGCCAAAAUCCUUGCCUCGUGUGCUCUCACCUGGAAGUUUCUGUGCUGUUUCAUUGCAUUCUUCACCAUUGACCGUCUGGGCCGUCGCGUCGUCUUCAUCGUCAGCGGCGCCGGGAUGGCGGUUUGCAUGACCGCGCUGGCCAUCACCAACAGCAUGGGAUCCAGCAACCAGGGCGCAUCGAUUGCGUCUGUGAUUUUCAUCUUCCUCUUCAACCUGUUCUACCCCAUCGGCUUCCUCGGCGGCAAUUUCUUGUACUGCACCGAAGUAGCUCCCGUGCGUCUGCGGGUCGCUAUGUCUGCUGUCUCCACCGCCAAUCACUGGCUGUGGAAUUUCGUCGUCGUCAUGGUCACUCCGGUUGCAUUGGACACCAUUGGCUAUCGGUACUAUGUUAUGUAUGCAGUGCUGUCGGCCUGCAUCCCAGCGCUGGUGUAUUUCCUGUAUCCGGAGACCAUGAACCGCAACCUGGAGUUGAUCAAUAACGUCUUCCGCGACGCCUCCUCGCCUUGGGAAAUCGUGUCCAUGGCGAAGAAUUUGCCCGAGGGCGAGAUUCCCGAAGCACAGCUAAUUGCCAUGGCAAAGAAGGGAGAUGGCUGCUCCGUGGAAAUGGAGGAGAAUGUUUAA
Molecule: messenger RNA, 1578 nt
Organism: Aspergillus ochraceoroseus IBT 24754
Lineage: Eukaryota; Fungi; Ascomycota; Eurotiomycetes; Eurotiales; Aspergillaceae
Product: sugar porter family MFS transporter
Exons: 1
Coding region: 1-1578 (525 amino acids)
Biological process (GO): carbohydrate transport; transmembrane transport
Cellular component (GO): membrane
Molecular function (GO): carbohydrate:proton symporter activity
Source: RefSeq, a predicted model, not a curated record